AUGGAGCUGAAGCACUAUGUUUCCUUACUCGUCGGCUUGCAAGCCGUCGGCUUGGGGGCCGCCUAUUACUGCCCGACGGAAUGCACGUGCUCCAAAACUUCCCAAGUGGAAUGCACUGGAGCCAGAAUUAUACAAGUGCCCUCCCCUCUGCCAUGGAAUGCCAUGAGCCUGCAGAUUCUCAACACGCACAUCACCGAGCUGACAGAGUCUCCUUUCCUGAACAUCUCGGCCCUCAUCGCCCUGCGGAUCGAGAAGAACGAGCUGUCGCAGAUCACGCCGGGGGCCUUCCGCAACCUGGGCUCUCUGAGGUAUCUCAGCCUCUCCAACAACAAGCUCCAGAUGCUCCCCAACGGCCUCUUCCAAAACCUGGGGAACCUGGAGUCCCUCCUGCUCUCGAGCAACCAGCUCCUGCAGAUCCACCCCUCCCAGUUUUCUCAUUUUAGCAACCUCAAGGAGCUCCAGCUCCACGGCAACAACCUGGAGUACAUUCCCGACGGGGUCUUCGACCACUGCGGGGGGCUCACCAAGCUGAACCUGGGGAAGAACAGCCUCUCUCAACUGUCCCCCAGGGUCUUCCAGCGACUGGGGAAGCUCCAGGUCCUCCGCUUGUACGAGAACAGGAUCGCCGAGAUCCCCAUGGGGACGUUCGAUGGGCUGGGAGACCUCCAGGAGCUGGCGCUCCAGCAGAAUCAGAUCGGGCAGCUCUCCCCCGGCCUCUUCCACAACAACCGGAACUUACAAAAGCUCUAUCUGUCCAACAACCAAAUCUCCUCCCUACCCCAGGGCAUCUUCCUGCACCUCCCGGAACUCAACAGGCUGACCCUCUUUGGGAACUCCCUGAAGGAGAUCGGGCCGGGGGUGUUCGGGCCCAUGCACAACCUCCGGGAGCUGUGGCUGUACGACAACCACAUCUCGUCCAUCCCGGACAACGCCUUCAGCAGCCUGUCCCAGCUGCAGGUGCUGAUCCUCAGCCGGAACCAGAUCAGCUUCAUCUCGCCGGGGGCCUUCAACGGCCUGUUGGAGCUCCGGGAGCUCUCCCUCCACACCAAUGCGCUCCAGAAUCUGGACGGCAACGUCUUCCGCGUGUUGACCAACCUUCAGAACAUCUCCCUGCAGAACAACAGGCUGCGGGCCCUGCCCGGGAACCUGUUCGCAAAUAUCAACGGCCUCCUGACCCUCCAGCUGCAGAACAACCAGUUGGAGAACCUCCCCGUAGGCAUGUUCAACCACCUGGGCCACCUGACUGAAAUCCGGUUGUACGACAACCCCUGGAGGUGCGACUCGGGCAUCAUUCCUCUGAGGAACUGGCUCGUGGUCAACAGGCUCAGGCUGGGGACCGAAGACCUCCCGGUCUGCUACAGCCCAGCUACCUCCAGGGGCCAGUCCAUCAUCGUCAUCAACGUGGAGAUGGUCGUGCCCAGCGUCCCCGGCGGCCCGGACUUCACCAACGCGCCCACCUACCCCGACACGACGGCCGUCUCCUACACGACGGAGUUCACCACUGUUUUGGAUGGCGAGACGGACCUGACCACCAUCUACCCGACUGAGGAUCACAGGUCUGGGGGCAUGACCCAGGCUCAGAGCGGGAUGGCGAUUGCUGCCAUCGUCAUCGGGUGCAUUGCCCUGGCCUGCUCCUUGGCAGCCUGUAUCUUCUGCUGUUGCUGCAAGAAGAGGAGCCACGCCGUCCUGAUGCAAAUGAAGGGACCAAACGAAUGUUAGGAUGAGGAGCAGCGGCCCUAGAGCUGUUCUGCCAACAGGCACCUGAGGGGAACUCAGCAAUCUUCUACCCACCUCCAGAUCUUCCUCCUCCUCCUCCUUCUCCCUCCCUCCCUCCCUUUCUCUCUCUCUCUCUCUCUCUCACUCUUGGGCCACCUUUCAGGGCACGGAAAUCCAGUGGAUUGUUGUGUCCUAAACCCAUUCAGUCUGAGGGGCACAAAAAUGAAAGGGAUGGGCCUCCGAGAGUUCCUCUGAUCCUCUCCUCCACACAGUAGCUCAUCUGGCCACUCUCGGAUCACGUAGCUGGAGUUGUCAAAUGGGUCAAUCAAAAUGACACUUUGAAUGGGGUACAGUGGAGAAGAUUCAUUUCCCUGAUCUGCCCCAGGGCCCAGUUGGGUCCUGGGUUUUUAAUUCAGAAUGACUUUCCCCACUCAAUCUCUCUGUUCAAAAGGCUGGAUUAACAACCCAAUACAUUUGAUGAAAAUCCUUCUCCAUCAGGUAUCCCACACAAUUCCAAGUAUCACUUAAGGUUUCUGAUGUCCUGAGGGGCUGCAAUUUUGAUGCAGUUUUCACUCUUUGCUCCACAUAAAGCAACAGCCCGAUUGACCCCUCAUUUUCCAUGACAGAAGGCCGGUGAGUUUUCUGGUUUUGGAGAAACUGCUAUCGGUGCCAUCAAUGUUUGAAGUAUUUUUACCUCCCUCCUUUGACUUGGUCAGAAUGCUGGAAAAGAUUUAAAAAAAAGAAAUGUGGUUCCUGGAGACAAAACAAUUGCCAAUUUUCCUUUUCUAAUUUGCAUCCGGAAAAGAAAAAAUAAAACAGUGAAACUUUCUCCCCCUCUUUAUUUUUUUCCCAUUUAAAUCCAUUUAUUCUGUUCAAUUGAGAAUGUAAGUUGGUGCUCAAGGGUCUUUCAUCCUAACCCAGGACUAUUGUUUCUGGAUGCCA
Messenger RNA from Ornithorhynchus anatinus (platypus), 2658 nucleotides. RefSeq names its product leucine rich repeat containing 15 (gene LRRC15). Lineage: Eukaryota; Metazoa; Chordata; Mammalia; Monotremata; Ornithorhynchidae. Bases 1 to 1719 code for a protein of 572 amino acids. Gene Ontology annotation, molecular function: protein binding. Gene Ontology annotation, cellular component: extracellular matrix. The transcript has a single exon. The record is from RefSeq and is a predicted model, not a curated record.